AACCAAGCGAGGACUCCAGAGGAAAAGCACUUUGUACCACAGGCAGAUAGUGAGAGGCAGAGAGACGGAAGAGUGGCAGGGAGAGAGGCUGAGCAGAGCCAGCCCAGCUAGCGAGGGGAAGAGCAGAAAGUUUGUGUGCAAAGACUUUCCUCUAGAGCCCUCCCUUGACAGGGAAAAGAAGUAUUUCACCUGGUAGCUCCGGUAAUAAAAGAAUGAGGAAAACUACUGAAAUAGGAGAAAAUUAGAGGAAAGUUAGCCUGUUUCGUUUCAAUUUUAGAAUUACAGGGAAUUGGCAGCCCGUCUCUCUCUCUCCCCCCCCCCUCUCUGUUUAGAGGACUGCAAAGGGCUUCUGGCUAAGUAAAAACAACAGUAGUUUGAGUUAGAGUUUUUUAAAAAUUAAAAGCAGCUCAGGGUGGAAAAACGUUCAUGUUGGCGUGGUGCUUCCCUUUUUCUUUUAAGCAGCUCUACUGAAGUAAGAACUGAGCCAACAUUGAAAGAGAGCUAACGGAGCACUAUGAAUUUUUAAAAAGACCCUUAUGUUUCAUUAUUUUUAUUAUUAUUUUUCAUGAGGGCACACAGGGUAUGAAAAGGGAACUCCGAGAACCCUUUGAAGAAGAGGAGCAAGCAAGAUGGGUUUGUUGAGCAUUGACCUGUUGAUCACACUUCAGAUCCUGCCGGUUUUUUUCUCCAACUGCCUUUUCCUCGCCCUCUAUGACUCGGUGGUCCUCUUGAAGCACAUGGUGCUUCUUCUGAGUUGCUCCAAAGCUGCACGUGGUGAAUGGCGAAGGAUGCUCACAUCAGAGGGCUUGCGCUGCGUCUGGAAUAGCUUUCUCCUAGAUGCCUACAAGCAGGUGAAAUUGGGUGGAGAUGCUCCUAAUUCCAAUGUCAUCCACAUACCUAAUGGCACUGCCGAAAGCAGCAGCAACUGCAGAUGGAAAAGCUCCAUGGGAAAAUAUGGUAGUGAAUGCCAUCUCUUAGACUUUGCGAAAUCAGACCGUCCACUUGUAAUCAACUUUGGGUCAGCUACCUGACCUCCCUUCACAAACCAGCUGUCUGCCUUUGGCAAGUUGGUGGAAGAGUUCUCUAGUGUGGCUGACUUUCUGUUAGUCUACAUUGAUGAGGCUCACCCAUCAGAUGGCUGGGCUGCUCCUGGUAUCUCAUCUUCAUUUGAAGUCAAGAAACAUAGGAACCAAGAAGACAGAUGUGCUGCUGCUCACCAGCUUCUAAAGAAGUUUUCUUUGCCACCACAGUGCCAGAUAGUGGCUGAUUGCAUGGACAAUAAUGCCAAUGUGGCUUAUGGGGUUUCUUUUGAGCGUGUAUGCAUUAUACAAAGACAAAAAAUUGCUUACCUGGGGGGGAAAGGCCCUUUUUUCUACAAUCUUCAAGAGGUUCGACUUUGGCUGGAGCAAAACUUCAGGAAAAGAUGAAAUCCAAAUGUACCAGAUAAUUCAAGAGGACUGUCCUUUUAAAAUAAUUUAAAAAGAAAACAAGUCACAUUUUGUUUGAAUAGGAUUUUUCUGCCUUUUGGGACAAAACAGGCCUAGUAAAAAGUUUAAAUGCACAAAGUGGUUGCAAACAACAAUGAAUUCUCAGUAGCUCUCUGCAAAAGGAGCUGAGAUUUUUUUCUUUUCAUAGAAUAAGAAUUCUGAGAUUUUUGUGCCAUGAGAUAGUAGAAGCACCCAAAACCAUUAUUUCCAUAAGGUUUAUGAAUGAUACAUCACACCCUGAGAUAAAAAUCACUUUGUCCUUCAGAAAUCAUCCUGUUACAUUCCAUCAUAGCAUGUUCAGAAUCUAAAGCUUGCCAGUUAUCAUGAAAUAAUUAUUUUAGCUUGUUAUAGUGAGGUACCAUUUGGUAGAUAUUCCAGAUUCCAGCAUCUUCUAUAAAUUGGAUAGUUAAUUGCCUUCUUAAUUGCUGAAAAUAAGAACUGGUAUUCACUUUGCUUUAAUGCUUUUUGUUUUUGCAAUGUAGUAUAGCUUGCAAUUUGGAAAUCUUUUACUUUGAUUCUAACUCUUUUAGUGCUUCAAAGAUAAAGAAUUCUGCAAGAACAGGUUAUACCCUAACUCUGCAUUGCAUGAUUAAGCUGAAACAUCUCCUAGCAACAAUCAUCAUAGAAAUUACUUGGGCCGUUCUGAAUCUUAGUUUAUAUCCCCCAAAGUGAAUUUCUUAAUAAUUUUGAAGUAGUGAAGACUAUUGUGUUUUGAGCCAAUUCAGAGAAUCCAGCAUCUAAUGGAUUUCUACCAUUCGUUGUCUAUAAAAGAAAUAAUUUAUGUUGAAAAACUUGUCUCAAUCAACUGACAGUUUCUUUUGUCUGCCCUAAACCCAAUUCUCAGAAUUUUGUUGUGAAAAUUCACUGUUAGACUUAUUAUGUCUGACCCUGGAUAUAUCCAGGAGAGUUAUGCAAUCAGGUGUGCAAUUGAUUUCUCCUAUCCAAUUCCUAUAACUGUUUUGUGAAAAGCAUGCUCCAGUAAAUAUCACUUAUUGCAAAAAAAACCCCAAACAAACCUGCGCUUUCUGCCAGCAUAAACUAAUUUUUGAAAGCAAGCUCUUCAGGUGAAAAACAUUAACACUUGAAGUAUUUUCUUUCAACUUAAACUUAGCCUUUUAAGACUCAUCUCAUGGCAACUCAUUUCUCAUUAUCACAUUAUUUUGGGGGGAAAACACAAGGAUUUCAGAAGGUGCAAACUACCUGUAAAUCUUCAUCCUUUGCUGAUCUCACAUGAAGCUUUCAACUGGUGGAUCCUUACAUGUGGGAAAAGUGGUUGGGAUCCUGGAAGUGGCAUGGGUUGGUACUUGGUAUUGGAUCACAUAAGGAACAAUCAUGAGAAGAUUACCUCGCAUUCUUUCUGCACUGAAGUAAUGUCUGAGCAAUGUAUUGCAAGGUUAUCUCUGUGUAAGAAAAAAAAAUAUUGUGUGUAUCACAAUCUUUUGGGAACAUUGAUGGGAGAAUGCCCAGAAUCAUAUCCAAUAUAGAAACAAACUUAUUUUAUGUUAAGCCUGGAUGCAUGGAUGGAAACUAUCAGGUUUACUUGCCUUUGUUUGAAAAACAAAUUCAACAACAGUGCAGUUAAUAUUAGCUGUUAUUUUUUUUAAAAAAAUAAUUUAUUGCAUUUGAAAAUAGUGCAAGUGGUGUAUCGUUCUGUGAAGAUAAAGAAGAGAAAAUGAAAAGGGGAAGACAUACUACUUUAUUGGGACUGAGAUUUUACUCAUAAAUUGCUAGAUACAAUUCUUGUUGAUGCAUUGUUUGCCCUUCUACCCAAUAACCUGAAAUUAGCUUUUACUCACAUUAAUUUAAUGUGAAACAGAUUUCAGCUUUAGAACCGAUGACCUGAAAAGCAGUAGAAAGCCAAAUCCUUUGUCCAAUUUCCAUUUUUUUAAAAAUAAUAAUAAUUUCCUCUUAAAUAUUAAUUCUGGCAUCAUAGCUACCAUCCCUCUUCAUCCGCCUGUCUCUCUACCCCACCCAUUAAAUGGGUGACAAAAAUGGAAGAAGUUUUAAUGAAAUGGUUGGGAUGUUUGAAUUUGAAAGAAGAACACAAAGUGGAAUGGUUUUGAGAGAAAGGCUGGGUGGUAUUUUCCUGAAAGAUGUUCUGUACAAAAUGCAUUGAAACAAGCACAGUGAGUAGGACAAAACUCAGAGAAGGGCAAGAAAGCAUUAACAACCAAUUAAAUUCCACAAAGACUUAAAAUUCCUUUAAGUUUUCACUGCUUCCUUAAGGAACCAUUUUUCUGAUAUUGGUUAAGACUUUUCUCAUACUCAACACAUAUUUUAGAUUAUGUUCCCCUCCAAUGAAAUGAUACAAACUUGACAGUGGGUUAUGAAAGCUAUUCUUUCUAUGUCCACUUUUUUCUUUGCUUCUCUUUUACAGGUAUACAACACAUGGGCACACAAUUAUACAGAAAGAUGUCAGAGGAGUUGAGAAUGAAUGUACUAAAAAGCUGACGGAGGGUGAGGAGGUGGCAUAUGUUGCUACAGUUUGAAAAAUUUAAGGACUUGGGGAAGGUAUAGAGGCAGACAGUUGCAGGAAAGUAGUAUUUUAAUUUAGGAUGGGGGAGCAUUGAUAAAAUAUGAAAUAAGCAAUUAUUAAUAUAAGUGAAGUGCUCAUCUUUUCAAAUAGUAACCUGUUGGCAGGGAUGCAAAACAUUUAUUAGCAAAUAAUUUGUUUGUCUUAAAUUGUUUUUUUUAAACUUCUCCUUACUUUGCCAUUAUGACAUACAUACAGUCUUGAUUUAUGACUGUAAUGGAGUCUGGAAUUUUUGCAAUAUGACAUGUUGAUUGUAAGUCAAGGUCACCAUAGAACAGAGCCAAUUUUAACACCAUUUUUGUGGCAGUAAUUAAGUAAAUGUGGUGGUCAUAAUACAAACUCUGAAACCAUUAAGUGAAUGCUACAAUUAGUAUGUGGAUGCCAUAGUUGUUAGGUGAACCAUUGCAAUGGGCAGGGUUUUUUUUUUUUUUUUUUUUUGCUGGAAACCAGUCGUAAAUGCUGAUUUCUGGCCAAAAAAAAUGUAUAAAUCACAGUUGCGUGAUGGUGGGACAAAUGGUCAUAAUGCAGGCAAAUUCCCCAAUGCCCAAAAUACAAUUAUGUAAAUGUUUCCCCUCCUGUAUGUCUGAUAAUAAUUAACUUUUAAACCAGAAUGGCAAUUUAGAGCUUGAACUGAAUUUAUUUGUUAGUCAUCCAGGUGCCAUAAGACUCCUGGUUGCUUCUGAAAUCCCAUUCUUUGCAUAUUUACUAUGUUUAUUGAUGCUGCAUUUACACAUCUCAAAAUGGCAAGUACCUCUCCGAUCAAUUGAUACAGUAGUCUGAGAAAACCCAAAUUAUUUAUUUGAUUACAUCUAUAUUAACUAUAUUAUAGAAUGUUGCCAUCUUUUUAAGAAAAAGAAGACAUUAAGUGCACAUGUCAUUUUUCCAUGGAUUUAUACCAUUUAAACCUUAUUGUUCAUGUAAAUCAUUCUGUUUUUGAAUAAUGAUUCAAAUUAUUCAUAUACAUACCCAGUAUAUAUGCUUUGUUUUCAAACCUGGGAUGGAAAUGAAAUAAGCAAAACCGAAAGCACUGUUUGGAUAGAGACAAAAAGCAGUUUAAUUUUUAUGUUCUUCUUUGUAUUCAUUAUUUAUUGCAAAAUGUUUUUUUUUUCUUUUUGAGCACUGCAAACUUUUAUCUUCCUCCCCAUUAACUCUCUUUUAUAUGAGAGUUUGAUAAGACAGAAAGACCAAAACAUUUUUUUUUGAUUCCUGGAAUAU
Messenger RNA from Thamnophis elegans (Western terrestrial garter snake), 5235 nucleotides. RefSeq names its product iodothyronine deiodinase 2 (gene DIO2). Lineage: Eukaryota; Metazoa; Chordata; Lepidosauria; Squamata; Natricidae. The transcript has 2 exons. The record is from RefSeq and is a predicted model, not a curated record. Gene Ontology annotation, molecular function: thyroxine 5'-deiodinase activity.